AUGGGUAAAGGCUACGAGAAUUACAUGUCCAAAAAAUGGUUUCAUCCGACCAAUAUUGGAAAUAUGAAACGUAUCUAUGUGGCAGAACAAAAAUCCGAUGCUGACAAGAAAAAACAACAAGAUUUACGUGAACAAUAUGAACGUGAACAAGAAUUAUUUAAUAAUAAACAAUUAAUGGGUGAUGAAAAAGCACGUCUCGGUCUUUCAUUUAUGUAUAAUCCACCAGCAGGCAUAGCCAAAGAUCAAGCCCAGCAAGAACAACAUCAAUCACAAGACAAUGAUGGAAGUUCAGGAGUGGAUAACGAUGAACCCAAAUUUGAAUGGCAACGAAAAUAUAAUGCGCCAAGAGAAAGUUGGGCAAAAAAUGAUGAAAAAAUUCGUGAUCAACCAUUUGGAAUCGAAGUUAGAAAUGUUCGUUGUAUUAAAUGUAAAAAAUGGGGACAUAUCAAUACGGACAAAAUUUGUCCACUCUAUGGUAAAUCUCGUUUGGACACUGAUUCAACAACUUCAUCGUUAAACCCAAAUCAAGCAGUAGUAGGUCGUGAAAUACAAUCGACAAAUGAUUUAAUUCAAAAUUUAAAAAAUGAUGGAUUAUUAAUGAAAAAAUGUGUGAUGAUGAAAGAAAAUGAGACAACGGAAGGUUUUGACGAUGAUAACGAUAAUGAGAGGAGAAGAGAGAAAUUAGAACAAGAAAAAAAUGAAUUAAAUUUUUUACAAAAUUUACCAAGUAAAAUGAAACAUCGAUUAUUAAAACGUUUAAAAAAAUUAGAACGAAAAGGUUUCUUUACGGAAAUCAAACAAGAAUGUUAG
Molecule: messenger RNA, 810 nt
Organism: Didymodactylos carnosus
Lineage: Eukaryota; Metazoa; Rotifera; Eurotatoria; Philodinida; Philodinidae
Source: the annotation of a GenBank genome assembly